Nannochloropsis gaditana CCMP526 is the source of this 566-nucleotide messenger RNA. Its product is annotated as atp-dependent protease la. The transcript has 7 exons. Gene Ontology annotation, biological process: protein processing; protein targeting to peroxisome; protein catabolic process. Bases 6 to 566 code for a protein of 186 amino acids. Gene Ontology annotation, cellular component: peroxisomal matrix. Gene Ontology annotation, molecular function: ATP-dependent peptidase activity; serine-type endopeptidase activity; ATP binding. The record is from RefSeq and is a predicted model, not a curated record.
GAGAAAUGGGGGAGGGCGAACAUGGGAGGGAGGAAGGGCUGGAAGAAGGGGUCGAAGGUGUCUUGACCCGGGAGCCCUUUGAACAGGUGGUGGUAACGGAGGACGUUCUGGAGGAGAUCCUGGGGCCCGUGCGGUAUGAAAGCGAGGGUGCGACGCGUGUGUCGGUGCCAGGAGUGGUGACGGGCUUGGCCUGGAAGACGACGGGUGGAGAGCUUCUUUUUAUCGAAUGCUCCCUGGUGCAAGGCGGGAGGGGGACUCUGACCAUCACGGGCAAGCUCGGCGAGGUUAUGAAAGAGUCGGCGGCGAUCGCCCUGUCCUGGCUCAAGUCCAAGCUGCCCUCCCCCCCGCCCACCCCGCCCCCCUCCACCUCCUCUAGGACUCCCUCUCCGAGGAGCGAGAUCGAAUCCUGGGUCGGUCCAGACGGCCCUUCCGCCGGUGUGGCCAUGGCAGUGGCCUUGGCCUCCCUUGUCACCGGCCGCAAAGUGAAGCCUACGAUCGCGAUGACCGGUGAAAUGACUCUGCGCGGACUGGUGCUGCCCGUCGGCGGUAUCAAGGGGGAAGGCUGA